CCCUUCCAGAUGGCAGGUCGCCGGUGGGCCGCGACGCCAGCCCUCUGCAUGUGCGUGGCAGCCAUCUCUCUCCUGCACGCCGUUGGGGUGCGGGCAGACUGCUGGCUCAUUGAAGGGGACAAGGGCUUCGUCUGGUUGGCCAUCUGCAGCCAAAACCAGCCCCCCUACGAGUCCAUCCCCCAGCAAAUCAACAGCACCAUCGUGGACUUGCGGCUGAACGACAACAAGAUCAAGAGCGUGCAGUAUGCCUCGCUCAGCCGCUUCGGCAACCUGACAUACCUCAACUUGACGAAGAACGAGAUCUCCUACAUCGAGGACGGUGCCUUUUCAGGACAGUUCAACCUCCAGGUGCUGCAGCUGGGUUACAACCGACUGAGGAACCUCACUGAGGGCAUCCUCCGGGGCCUGGGGAAGCUGGAGUACCUUUAUCUCCAGGCCAACCUCAUCGAGUCUGUCACCCCCAAUGCCUUCUGGGAGUGCCCCAACAUAGUGAACAUUGACCUGUCCAUGAACAGGAUCCAGAGACUCGAUAGCAACACUUUUCGGGGCCUAAACAAGCUCUCUGUCUGUGAACUCUACAGUAACCCCUUCUACUGCUCCUGCGAGCUCCUCGGCUUCCUGCAAUGGCUGGAGGCUUUCACCAACAUGACACGCACGUAUGACCGGAUGCAGUGCGACUCCCCGCCCGACUACACGGGCUACUACUUGUUGGGCCAAGGCCGGACUGGCUAUCGCAAUGCUCUGAGCAUGCUCUCUUCCCUUUGCACCGGUGGCUCCUACACUGUGAUUCCUCGUUUUAUCCCUCCCAGGUACCAGGUGACCACAGCACCCUCUGAAAGCCCCUGCUCUGAGGAGGAGUGCUCCUCUGGCGAUGGCACGACACCGCAGUUCUCCCUGUUCACACCCAUCGGCGAGACGGAGGUGCGCCCCAACAUCCAGGUGAAGCACCUCAACCACAACUCAGCCGUCCUCACCGUGCAGAUCCCCUACCCCUUCAGCAAGAUGUACAUCCUCUCCCAGUUCGAAAAUGGCUUCUCCUCUAUGAUCACCAAGCUCAGGAAGAAGGAGGAGAACAUCACCGUGAGCAACCUAGUAGCACAAAGAGAUUACACCUACUGUGUUGUCUCUGUCCACCAAUACUCCAAGUACAACCACACCUGUGUCACCAUCACACCCACCAGACCCAACCGCAAGGAGCCAGUGCCCACCCCUUCCACUGCCACUCAUUAUAUCAUGACAAUCUUGGGCUGUCUCUUUGGCAUGGUGAUUGUCCUGGGCGUUGUGUAUUACUGUCUCCGGAAGAGGCGCCAGCAGGAGGAGAAGCACAAAAAGGCUGCUGGCAGCAUGAAGAAGACCAUCAUUGAGCUGAAAUAUGGACCAGAAAUGGAGACCACCAGCAUCACCCAGCUGUCUCAGGGACAGAUACUGGGUGGGGAGACGGUGACCCGCAUCCCCUACCUGCCUUCUGCUGGUGAGGUUGAGCAGUACAAGCUGAUUGACAGCAGUGAGACCCCCAAGGCAACCAAGGGCAACUAUAUGGAGGUGAGGACGGGUGAGCAGCCGGAGAGGCGAGACUGUGAGCUGUCCCUGCCGCCAGACACCCAGAGCUCCGUGGCCGAGAUCUCCACCAUUGCCAAGGAGGUGGACAAAGUGAACCAGAUCAUCAACAACUGCAUCGAUGCCUUGAAAUCUGAGUCCACCUCCUUCCAAGGCGUGAAAUCGGGGGCAGUCUCCACGGUGGAGCCUCAGCUGGUGCUCUUAUCAGAGCAGAUCCCCAGCAAGCACGGAUUCCUCUCCCCCGUCUACAAGGAAAGCUACAGCCACCCUCUCCAGCGGCACCACAGCAUGGAGGCAGCCCCUAAACGCUCCAGCACCUCUUCCAGUGGCUCUAUACGGAGCCCCAGGUCCUACCGCUCUGAGGGAUCGGGCCACAAAUCAGAAGCCAAAUACAUCGAGAAGACGUCCCCCACCACCGACACCAUCCUCACUGUGACACCGGCUGCGGCCAUCCUGCGGGCAGAGGCGGAGAAGAUCCGUCAGUACAGUGAACACCGUCACUCGUACCCCGGCUCGCACCAAGGGGAGCAGCACGACAGCAUGGCGGGGCGAAAGCCUUCCAUCCUGGAACCUCUGACCCGUCCUCGCCCCAGAGACCUGGCCUAUUCCCAGCUCUCGCCUCAAUAUCACAACCUGAGCUACACCUCCAGCCCAGAGUACACCUGCAAACCAUCGCACAGCAUCUGGGAGCGCUUCAAACUCAACCGCAAGCGGCACAAAGACGAGGAGGAGUAUAUGGCAGCCGGCCACGCCCUACGCAAAAAGGUCCAGUUUGCCAAAGACGAGGAUCUUCAUGACAUCUUAGACUACUGGAAGGGCGUCUCUGCCCAGCAGAAGUCCUGAGUCCUCACAUACAACUCGUGACUUAACACACUAACUGGACCAAAAGAAAUCCGCAGCAGCUAUUUUUAUUCAGACUAUCUUUGAAACAAAAUAAAAUUAAAAAAAAAAAAAAAAAUCAAUAAAAAUAAAAGAGAGAACGAAUUAUGAAAAAUCUAUAAAUAUUCUAUAUAAUAUAUAAAGUGAGAUAUUAAAAUGUCCUCACAUUGGUGAGACACGCACCAAAUUUGAACACAAACUUUACAAAACAAACAAACUGUGGAGUGAAAAAAAAAAAAAAAAAAAGUUUUGUUUCAUUUUGAUUUUUUUAAAAAAAAAUAAGAAAAAAAGAAAAAAUUGAAUAUAAAAAGAAAGUGAAAGAGCGGGCAGAGAGCUGAGGUCUGGCGUUUCCCAAUAUUGCAUUGCAUGAGUCCCUAUUCCGUGAUUUUGUGGAUUCUUUGUGAACAGUUUGUGUUCUUCCUUCCUUCCCUUCCAAAAUCAACAGCAACAAAAACAGCAACAAAAAAAAAAAACCAAAAAGAGACCAGAAGGAGAUCCAUCCUUUGGGCUGUUUUUGCAAACGGAGUCUUCCAGUUUAGACUUUUACCCGGUUGAAGGCCCGUUCACAUUUUCACUCACUGGGAGGUUUUACCACACAUUGCAUUGUAAACCGAAGUCGUUAAUUGUACAGAGAAAAUUUCUAUAUUUGCAAUGUUUGCUGUAUAAUGAGAAAGAGAGAGGAGAAAAAAAAAUAAUACUACAUCUACUAAAAAAAAAAAAAUAUAUAUAUAUAUAUAUCUCUAUUCA
Molecule: messenger RNA, 3183 nt
Organism: Antrostomus carolinensis (chuck-will's-widow)
Lineage: Eukaryota; Metazoa; Chordata; Aves; Caprimulgiformes; Caprimulgidae
Gene: ELFN1
Product: extracellular leucine rich repeat and fibronectin type III domain containing 1
Exons: 1
Coding region: 10-2400 (796 amino acids)
Cellular component (GO): plasma membrane
Molecular function (GO): protein binding
Source: RefSeq, a predicted model, not a curated record